GAAUUUAGCGCCUUUUUCUACUGACAUAAUUGGUUUCCCAGACUAUAUAUUAUAUAAGAUAUCUUUUCCACCUAUAGAGAUCUCAUACUGAACAACUAUAAUCUAUCUCGAAAACGCAUAAAAUGGCGAUUUCAUAUCUCUUUGGCUGAUCGCAUAUCCGUGUUUUCUAGGGGACAGCCAUUUUGGAGUAAUACAAGUUGUUAGUACUAGCACUAGUGUACGGACUGGCUUACAAAGUAGGGCUGAAAAACUUAUGUUGGUUAUUUAAUCAUGAAAUACAAGCGCUAGGCCGAAUUUUUAAGGUAGAAAAAUUAAAACCAUUAUGUUAAUCACAAGCUACGAGUAUAAACAAGCAAUUUACCUAAUUAGCUGUUGUUAUACGAAAAUCAUCAGUCAUAUCAAAACAAUACGAAAGUCUUGGCGUAUAUCAAAUCGAGGUCAGGAAAACUCAGUAACAGAAUCGCCCAUGCAUUUUAGAUAUUUGCAGUUCGUACUUGAAUUGGACGACCUUCGCGAAGGAAACUCGUGAAGUUCGCCACUCGCGAGAUGAAUUAGGCUGCGAUCAGUCGCUGGUGCUCAAUUUUUUUUCUGUGAUGGAGGCUCGACUUUUUUUAGUGGUGAUUUGGAUGAGUGCGUGUGUAGCUUAUGAGUAUAGCUCAGGGACCCCGGCUGGAUACAUGAGUGAUUGCCCAGGCAUGAAUGCAUCAACAGAGUUCACAGACAAAACUCGGCGCUCCCUCAAAGCCGUGGUCAUGAUGCCAUCAGCUGGCUAUGUCAGGAGUAGGGAGACUAGCUGCCGGCUCAGCGUGGCUGGCGCGGCCUGUGCAGCUCGCUGGCUGGACUUAAAGAGGCGGAGAACACAGGUCCUCAUAGCCGGGUACUUGGACGCGUCGUUCUCUCCCGUAGUGCGGUCGGUGGCUGGUGCUUAUCUGAACCUGGGCCGCAACGUCAUCCUGGUUGAGGUCUUCCCGCUGCUCAUCCGGACUUAUCCAAUGGCAGCGCGCAUCACACGGCCGUUAGGCAGACUACUCGGCGAGUUCUUGGCGGAGCUGACCCGACGAGGUCUACCACCGAGCCGACUGGAGAUCUCAGGCGGUAGUCUGGGAGCCCAUAUCGCUUACUACGCCUCUGUCAAGUAUAGGGAACUGACGGGAAGGAAGCCUGCAAGGCUCACGGGGUUAGACCCGGCGGGCCCUUGUUUCCGCAACCUGCCGCCCUGGGAGCGCUUCAACGCGGGCGGUGCGGAGCGCGUGGACGCUCUGCACACGAAUAUAGACGGUUUCGGCAUCGCUCACCCGAUGGGACACGUGGAUUUUUAUGCUAAUGGCGGUGAAUUCCAACCAUCAAUGGUAGGAGACUUCAUCAUGCCAUGCUUCCUACUCUGCAGCCACCUCCGCUCCGCCUUCUACUGGCUUCUAGCAUACGACAACCCUGACAAAUUCAUAGCAGUGCGUUGCGAUACUAUGGAACAAGCCCGCAGGGGAGACUGCUAUGAUAAACCUGUAGUCUUCAACUUCUUAGGGCCUAAGACUAACCACAGCAAGCCAGGGAUAUACUACCUGCCUACGUCUGAAAGAACACCGUAUUAUUUGGGGGAAGAGGGGUUGAAGAAGCGGAGAUAUGGACAUAAUGAUUACUUGUUAAAGACGUCAGUAGAGCCGGAGGGGGAUGUGAUGGUGUGACAAAUAAAGAUUUUGAGAUUU
Molecule: messenger RNA, 1703 nt
Organism: Cydia pomonella (codling moth)
Lineage: Eukaryota; Metazoa; Arthropoda; Insecta; Lepidoptera; Tortricidae
Product: lipase member H-like
Exons: 6
Coding region: 594-1682 (362 amino acids)
Molecular function (GO): lipase activity
Source: RefSeq, a predicted model, not a curated record